Mercenaria mercenaria is the source of this 3015-nucleotide messenger RNA. RefSeq names its product protein snail-like. Gene Ontology annotation, biological process: regulation of DNA-templated transcription. The coding region runs from base 366 to 1394 and encodes 342 amino acids. NCBI's taxonomy places the organism in Eukaryota, Metazoa, Mollusca, Bivalvia, Venerida, Veneridae. The transcript has 2 exons. Gene Ontology annotation, molecular function: DNA-binding transcription factor activity, RNA polymerase II-specific; RNA polymerase II cis-regulatory region sequence-specific DNA binding. The record is from RefSeq and is a predicted model, not a curated record.
CAGUAGACUGUAUCCCACCGUUGGCCACUUGUUAGCGAUAUUGUUUUUGAACCAGUCUGGAACACAAAGACCCGUUCCUAAUGGCAACGGAUGCUGCUUCGGUGUCAUUCGUGAGUUAACGGUAGUUGAUGAGUAGCAGCAUGUGAUCAUAAGUAAAUAUAAGAGUAGCAGGAGUGAGUUAACAUCAGACGAGAAAAAUCAAAUAAGUGUGCAAAUUGUGAACAUCUGAUUUGGGACUCGGUGUUUAGUUUUGAUUGUUGAUUUUAAAUUCAAAUUAGAAUCUACCUGUGCAGCGAGGAACUUAUGAUUGAAAAACUGGAAUAACAUUCAGGCAGAAUAUAAUUAUUUCUCCAUAUUUGAAUAAAAUGCCAAAAGCAUUUUUAUUAACGAAUAAAAGGUACAAAAUAUGGAAACAAAUAAAAGAGACUUUCAGGGAGGAACAAAGACGCAGACUUUUGGAGCAAAAGCAACGUCAACAAACGGAAGUCCAUUUCGACCAUGUCGCAGCAGACGACAAGAAAACUUUGCUUCCAUUUGAAAAUUCUACGGAUUACAGCAAGUACACAGACGUAACUGAUGAAGAAGAACCGCCAAGCCCACCGCCAGUACCAUCCCCUGCUAUUAGCCCAUCUUCUUCAACUACGUCAUCAUCUACGUCAUCCGAUGAAAGCGACGGCGGAUAUUCAUACACCACAGAAAAUAGGCCGAUGUCUCCGACCAUAGAUUUCGGUCUAAGUUGCCGUCAGCAGCACAUCUCCUUCCUGUAUGAGCUUAUGACCAAUACAAAUCAAACAGCUCCUUCGUACAAAGACAAUUUUCAUCCAACUUACGACCAGUCCUUUCAUAAAUUGGGGACAGAUUAUUCCGCGCGCGUGGGCCAAUAUUUUGUACCAAUCCAUCCAAUUAUUAGUCAACCACUUCAGCCCAUUUCUAAUACACAGAGUGAAACCGAGAACCAUGCAUGCGCAGACUGUGGCAAAAGAUACAGUACAUCGAGCAAUCUCGCGCGACACCGACAAACACACAGGACGACAACGGACAAAAAAGCCAGGAAAUGCCCUCACUGCGAAAAAACGUAUGUUUCAAUGCCGGCUUACAGUAUGCAUGUGCGCACGCAUAAUCAAGGUUGCGAAUGCAAGUACUGCGGAAAGAGGUUCAGUCGACCUUGGCUCUUACAAGGUCACAUUCGAACCCAUACAGGAGAGAAGCCAUUCUCGUGCCCAACUUGUCAGAAAUCAUUCGCGGACAAGUCUAACCUGCGCGCGCAUAUUCAGACGCACUCUUCAGAAAAGCCAUACGUCUGCGGACGGUGUGGAAAAGCGUUUGCUCUCAAGAGUUAUCUAUACAAGCAUGAAGAAUCUUCAUGUAUGAGAGGCCAGAAGUUUAGACAAUAAGUUUCAGAACUAUUUUUCUUCACAUUCGAGACUUUUUCACUGGCGGGCUGGUUUUUUGGAGACUAUAGAUAAAUAAUGUGUUUAACAUUUUUAAAGUAUAUGACAUAAUGCAAGAUUCUGAUGAGCAAAUUGACCUUACUAACAUAUUUCGAACUCCGUCAUGAUAAAAAGAACGUUUUGCUCAUUUACGUAAGAAAAUUUCGUUAAUCAUGUUUUAUGAAUACAGUAUGGAGAAAUAUCCAUCUGCUAACAACUACGAGAGAAAAGAUAUAAAUAAAAAAAAAACGGUUCUUCACUACGAAACAUGUCUGAAAUUAUCAACAGAAAAAAGAGAAAAAAAAAUGACUUUGGCAACUUUUAAAAACCAGAAUAUGUUGGUGAUCAAAGUAUAUAAUGUUGAAAGAGCCUUUUAUAUAAGAAUUGACGUCUUUCCAAUGAAAAAUACGCUCGACAAGGAGAUUCGAGAUAUUCCAAAACAAGUGCUACAAAUUUUUACGGGAUCAAAUUCAUAUCAGUCAUUUGUUUCAACGCUUUCAUUCAGAAUUCAUUAUACAACGACAUGGAUUGAAACAGUCCAAGAGCAACGAAAUUGAGCCGUGCCAUGAGAAAACCAACAUAGUGGGUUUGCGACCAGCAUGGAUCCAGACCAGCCUGCGCAUCCGCGCAGUCUGGUCAGGAUCCAUGCUGUUCGCUUUUAAAGCCUAUUGCCAUUAGAGAAACUGUUAGCGAAAAGCAUGGAUCCUGACCAGACUGGUCGCAAAGCCACUAUGUUGGUUUUCCCAUGGCACGGCACAAAUAAGUUUAAUUUAAUAUUUUCUUUCAGUUUUUUAUUAGCAUUAUUUUAGUAAUGUCAUAGAAAUAGGUGGCUUUUUACAAGUUUUUGAUGUUAUCAAACUUAAAUGUAUGCGUCCAUUGUCGUAAAUUAAUUCCAAACUAUGUUUUAUAGUUAUUUUUAUGUGUACUGUUUAACACUUUUUUUAAUGUUUAUUUAUUUAUUAAUUUAUUUAUUUAAGCAGUUAGGUGUUUAGAAUCGUUUAAACAUUAUUGCUUUAAGUUAGAAUCGACCUCAUUCAAAUAUUGACCGUGCUUCUACGAUAUCAAUUUUAAAUUUCCAAGUUUUCGAGUAGAGAAAAUAUUUAUGCAUUUUACUAUAGGAAAAAUAAUGAAGUUUUAUCGCAGUGUAUAUCUAUUUUUCUAAAGAAUUGCCAUAUUCCCAAGAAACCAGUAACACUUUUUUACUUUGCCUUAUGAAAACUAAACUUUGCACCAAGUGAUAUUUUAACAGAGCUCAUAAGACACGUGUUUUUCAAGUGUUUCCUCAAUGUUUAAAGUCGCUUCAAGCAAAAAUGAAGUGAAAGCAAACAGCAAUUCAAUUUUCUAAACCAAUUUUUGGGUGUUCAGCCGUACACCUCAACGUUUGUGUAAAUACUGUUUUAUUAUUUAUUUGAUAUAUUUAUUAACCUGUGUGUUGUGCCGUGUUUUACCCAUUUCUAUUUAUUUUUAUUUAUUAAAGCUUUUAUUUAUUGUAAUUUAUUGACUUGUACAUUCACUGAUUGCCUGCCCUCUCAGUGACUGGAGAUCUCAUCGGGCAGACUUUUUUAUAAUAAACUAUGCACUAUAA